AGCAGCCAAGAUGUGGGUGUACGCAUGCUGGAGGCCUGUAACAACAACCUGGAACUUGCCAUUGAUAUGCACAUGGAAGGAGGGGCAGGUAACUCAGGACUAGCUCGCUCUGAGGCUGCCGCUACAGCAGGACCCAGCUCAGCAUCAUCUUCCUACAUUACCAGCGAGGUCCGAGCUCCCAUCCCACAGAAAGAGGAAACCCUCGUAGAAGAGACACCAGUAUACGUGCACAGAGAGAUCUUUGAUGCAGGCUUUCGGGGAAGGAGAAGAACAGCCAGAUCCGUGUUCGAUGGAUUUCGAGAUUUUGAAACAGAAACACGCCAGCAGGAGGCUAUGCGCUCUGUGACGCGAAGCAACAGUAAGAGGAAGACGUUAGAAGACCUGUUCAGACCUCCCAUAGAUAUGAUACAUAAGGGCUCCUUUACAUCAGCGAGAGACAGCGGCACGACUGAUGGGCGGUGGCUAAUGGUGAAUGUUCAGAACGUUCAGGAGUUUGCGUGUCAGGCCCUGAACAGAGAUGUAUGGAGUAACAGUGCUGUCAAGGCUAUCAUCAAACAGCAUUUUGUCUUCUGGCAGGUGUACCAUGACAGUGAAGAAGGCAGGAAGUACAUGCAGUUUUACAAAAUCACCACAUGGCCGUAUGUAGCAGUGCUGGAUCCAAGAACAGGUGAAAACAUGGCAGUGUGGAACAAACUGGAUAAUGUGACGUUCUGCGAUUUAGUCACAGAAUUUUUAGCCCUAAAUCCUUCACUAGAUGGUUUGUCGAAGUCUCCACCUGCUAAGAAAACAAAGCGACAAGACAGUAUAGUUGAUGCCAGCGAGGAUGAUCAAAUGAUGGCUGCUAUUCAAGCUUCUCUUGAAGAUAACUCUAAGAGUAAACCCAACUGUGUAACAAUAGACAGCGAUUCAUCGGAGGAUGAGGAGCUGGAAACAUUUACUGACUCCGAUGACGUGAACUCAAAUCCAUCCCCUGUGAAAAAACCACGAGUUAGUAGGAAGAAAUCCCCGAUCAAAAAAGACAGUUUGUGCUCAAAACUUACAAACUCGGCAAACUCUUGUUCUUCUGCCAAUCAUAAAAACUCGGCGGGGAAAAAAUGUGCAAAACGAAGGAGAUCUUCUGAAAAAGAGGAAGAAAAGAGUGCAGUAGUGGUAGAGCCAGAACGGUGGAGAAACUACCUUGGAGAUGAAGGAGACUCGCAGGCCACAUUGAUGUUCCGAUACCCAGACGGCAGCCGCGAACAACUCGCAAUACCUCAUACUUCACAGCUCUGGGCCUUGGUGUACUUUGUUAUUGGAAAAGGCUAUUCCAAUGAGCAAUAUGAAUUAGUCACCCAGUUUCCACGGCGACGCAUUUCCGAUCUGGACCUAGAAUCAACGUUACAACAGAAUGGUUUGCAUACACGAGAAACAGUGUUUGUGCAAGCCAGGUGAUGCUUGUUAAUUCCAUCAUAUAUUUUUUUAUAGCUGCUGGACAUUUUAAAACAUGGAAUACAUUUAUGAAGCCAGGACAUUGUCUUUUCUCAGGGAUUCCACUUAAUCUGGGAUUGCAAAUUUAAAAUUUAGAAUUUACAUUUUUUUGUAAAGAAUCACCAGGUAUUUUUAAUAGGUAACAGGAUUUCCUCACUGCCACAACAAAUGUCCGGAGAACUUGUUAUUAAAAUGAACUUCAGUAAAAAAAAAACCUUUUCAGCUGAAACAAAAUUUAACUUUAUGUAUUUUUGGUGCAAAGCAGAAUUUACCUCCCUGAAUUGUUUGCAUAUCUGUCGCAUGACCUUGUACAUACCACUCAUUGUUCUCAUGAUAUACUUGUAUAUACAC
Liolophura sinensis is the source of this 1818-nucleotide messenger RNA. Its product is annotated as UBX domain-containing protein 7-like. The record is from RefSeq and is a predicted model, not a curated record. Gene Ontology annotation, molecular function: ubiquitin binding. Gene Ontology annotation, biological process: proteasome-mediated ubiquitin-dependent protein catabolic process. Bases 25 to 1431 code for a protein of 468 amino acids. NCBI's taxonomy places the organism in Eukaryota, Metazoa, Mollusca, Polyplacophora, Chitonida, Chitonidae. Gene Ontology annotation, cellular component: nucleus. The transcript is spliced from 12 exons.